GCACCACGUGUUCCCGGACGGCUCUGCUGCUGCCGGCUCGGAACUCAGGGGCCAAGAUGGCGGCGCGGUGGGGAACGGGCGAGGAGACGUUAACCAUCGGAGGAAUGGAGCUCUUCACCGCUUGUGGCCCUCUCCAGUGCCAUGAUCUGGAGGAAGAUGAGACCUGUCAUGGCCUCUCUGAUCUCGCUCUGUCACUGGACGCUGGAGGAAUCCUGGGAACCUUCCAUGGAUACAUUGACAACUCAAUCAUUUCUAUCAUUGACGAUCCUGGUGCCCAGGCAGAGCACAAAGAUCAUUUUGAUGAGGAAAACGAACUGUCUCUGCUGAACGCUCUCACAGAGAUACUGGACAACGCAGAUGAUGAGAAUAUGUCCCCAUUUGACACCAUUCCGGAUACAGAACUCCUGGUGUCGUCCAAGGAUCGAGACGGCAGCUUAAGAUUGCUCGGUUUGUCACGUACACCGCCUGAUCGAGAUAUGUUCUCAAUGGACGGCCAGCGCAGAGCGAAUUCCAACAAAAUUGAUGGACGUUGUUCUGGGCCAAACUGGGAUCUGUUUCCAGAUAUCAUCAGCUCUACACCAAAGAGACGUAACAAUCAUAAAAGUAUGAGGGUAUGUUUACCCCGCAGGUCAGAAGCUGAAGAGACCCAACCGCGAAGUGACGGAGAGGAUGAAGAAGUGCCAACUCUUGGGGACGCUACUAACUAUAACUUACUUUCAUUUGACAAAAACUUCUCGGUGGAAUCUGAAGCGGAUAAUAAUGAUGGGGAUCAUGAGCAGAUGUUAAGGCACGGGACACCGUGUAUCAUAAAUACUGAAAAUGUCACCCUUAAUGACUUGGUAAAAUACAUGCAUCCUUACUGCCUGCCUGCCAUAACCGUGUGCCUGGAGUCAGAAGAUGAGGAAAACCUUCUGAGCGAUGAAGUGUUCCUCGAGAUUGUGUCCGAUCGAGGCGAAUGUAUAAAAGUACCUGUGGUGGUAGAACCCCUGGAGGAAAUGUUUUGCUCAGAGUCUUCAGAUGAUGCCGAAACUGAAGACCAGUCCUCAUCGGAGCAGCGUGGUCCAGAGCUAGAAAGGAAUCAUGAAAAACAAAUUGAUUGUACAAAGACAUUAGAUGAGGUUAAUCAGGAACCUGCAGGGGAGGACUACCAGCCUUUCCCUACAUUGCAAGAUUUAUCUCCUCAACCUCCAGGGGCUGACGUAACGGUUCAGAGGUCUUCAGAUACUGACUCUGCUUGUAUUUCGGAGGAAAUUGCUCCAGACUGUAAGAAAAGUAGUGAACCAGAUAUCACAGUAGCAAAUGACAAGUUGCCAAUGAAGGGAAAGAGAUCCAGCAAAGAAAAGCAGUCCUCGAAAUCUAAGUCGAAAAGUAAAACUAAGAGCGCUACUGAAGACAAAUCUCCAGUUGCCCCAGAAGCGACAGUGGGGCAAAGUGUCGCCCAAACACCUGCAAGCCGAUCGAGUAACCCUUCCCUGCAGGAGUCAGACUUUUUAACUAAGACAUUGGACCAGGUUAAAGAGUCCCAGAUCGAGCAUCGGAUGUCCAAGGUCAGCCGCACCAAGGCGAGAUCUCGAGCAAGCUUAGACGGGUCCAUCCUGGAGAAAAAAUUGACAGAUCUAAAAGUAAAACCUGUUGCUAAGAUUACAGUAGUAGGUGGCAUUGACACAGAUUUAGAGGGAGACCCAAAAACUAAGGACCCCAAAUGUGAGGACACUCAAGAUUCUGUUGUCAAGGUUGAUGAAUUACAGUCUGAUAAAGAAAACGUUUUGGUUUCCGCCGAUAUCUGUGGUGGGGAGAAAUCCUCCAGUAAUGAAGAAUCAAGUGCCUUGAAGGUGGAAGCUGUACAGGAUGGGGACUCUUCUCAGGCCGCGAAGGAAGCAAAGCCCAAGUCACUUAGCUUAAGCGAAUAUAGGAAGAGACUACAGCACCGCAAACCGAACCCCGAUCGAGACAACGAGAAGCUGUCUUCUAGCAAAUGGCCAAGUGUUCCCGAGCCCCCGACAGAAUUGGCAGAGCUGCCUUGCUUAAUGGCCCCUACACAAACAAAUAAACCAUCAGUCGAGGUAAAAACUGCCCACCAAACAAGGGCCGGCAGCGUUUCUGGCCAAGACGUUCCUGUUAGUUCAGCUUCUGCUCCAAUGACAGUGACUCCAAAGCCGAUGGCAAGUCAAGGUGUUCAAAUAUAUGAGAAACCAUGCGAAAUGGCUAUGGAUGUAGCUCCACCAACGCUUACUCCACAACCUAAUCGGCCAUCACCUCCAUUUUAUCCACCUGCCUGGCCAGCUGUCCCUCCACAUCCUUCUUUUUAUCCUGGCAUGCCACCAUUGCCAGUCGUUCCUCAUUAUCCAAAUGUUAUGCCAUCAGUCUUGCCUGUCCAGCCGCCACCAGUCAUAAGUUGGCCUCCCUUUCCACCUCCACCUAUUGCAAUGCCGCCAGUACAUCCUACCGGUUGGGUUUCGGGACCAACAACUAUGUAUUGGCCAAAUGCUCAAGGGAUGCAUGAAAGUCAGUCCCUUCACAGCUCUCCUGAGAAUUCUGUCCGAACCAAUCUCCAAGUUCUGCCUGACCAGAAGAUGGUGCAGGAAACUGUCUCGCCCGUAGAGUGUAGACCCAAGACUGCUGCCCCUCUUCUUGUUCAAACAGGCCGAGCGCCAGUGACUAAGCUUGAGAACGGUGUCCCACCGAAAGAGACCAGAACUGCUGCAAAACCUGAAAGCGGCAAGCAUGACAAGCCUGCAGCCGCUGAUGCCAUUAAAUCCUCAUUGGCUAAGAAAUCUGAAAAUGCGUUGCCCAAAGAUUGUAACAAGGCAAAUUCUCCUCUGCCAGAUCUAAAAUCUGCAAACCAAGUGGUCUUUAAAAUAAUGGAAAUUUUGAAAAAAGCACAGAAAUUAGGUUACCAAAUUAAGCCGUCCUCUGACGCCGCCAUUGCCAACGCACAGCUGGGCAUUCAGGUAGCAUCAUCCGCAGAAGCCUUAAAACCAGAGCCGCCAAAGCAGGCGGUGCUUGCAGAUGUUACGGUGCAGGCAGUAGACAAACCUUCUACACAAACCCCUGCACCGGCAGCAGAUCAGUCUUUGAAGGCUGAGAAGUUAGAACUUGAGCAGAUUCCAGCCAUCGGAAGUGUAAAUGCCCAUGAAGUGGCAGAAGAAAAACUGGCAUCAGCCUGUAUAGUGCCUGACCAAAAAGCCAACGAGCCUGUCCUACUUCCACCUGCUGAAACCCUGACUACAUCUGGGGAAAGCUUCCAGGCGAUAACCGAAUCUGAUCUGAAGGAGCCCGAGAAAAGCUUUACAUGUGAAGCAGGUAUCGAAGCGACAGAUCUUACCAGCUUGCUAGAGCAGUUUGAGAAGUCUGAAGCUAAAGUGGAGGAACGACUCCCUCAAAGUCCUGAUAAAUUGGCUGUAGGAAACUCGGGGACUGGGAAAACAUUGGAGAAAAAAAUUAAUGAGAAACAAUUGGCACCCGAGUUGGUGAACACAGCCGGUCUCACCCCACCUGCGACUCCCCCGCAUCAGCUAUGGAAGUCUGUCCUUACUGGGCCUCUUACUGUCAAAUCCAAACCAUUACAUGGCCAGGAGAAAAGCUGUUCACCUCUGAAGACUACAAAACUCAUUGAGCCGAAGCCGCUGCCACAGAGCCUUCUGAAAAACCGAAACCUUGCCUCUUCUCCAUCGGUAAUGUCACCUCCUAUCCAUGUGGCAUCUGGUGACCAUGAUUACUGCAUCUUAUCCAGCCAGCGUCCAGAGAACCAGUCAGCCAGCACUGUCGAACCUCCUGCUCCACCAUCUGCCUCUGAAGAAGGCUCCCGCUGGAACGUGAAGCACCAUCAGAGCAUCACCAUUAAGCCAAUCGUGCCAUUCCACAAGCGUCAGCAAAGCAAAGCUUGCCCAAAGCAGCCUGCUCCAAGUGCACCUCCGGUCACCAGCGAAAGUACCACCUGUGACAUCGGCAAACCAGUUGCACCUUGUGGUAGCGUUCAGAAAGCUAGCAAAGAUCCCCUAGACCAUAGGACUAACAUUAUGGCAGAAUCUGCAGUCGACAGUCCACCAGGUUCAGUGUUAAUGUCUCCAGACUCAUCACCAUGUCGUAGUGAGAAUGGACAAGGUAGAACUGAUCUGAAACAAGGGGAUGCCUCGGUGUCACGGAGAGCUCUGCGCUGCUAUAGGAAAUACAAGGGAUCCCCCAGUCCCCAAAAAUCCUCCUGGAGGGGCAGGUCUAGUGGUAGUCGCUCAGAUUCAAGAUCCUCCUCGUCCUCAAGGUCUCGGUCAGGGUCUCCUGCUUCAAAGAGGAGAAGAACGUCCAGAUACAAAUCUAGAAGUAGAUCCCGUUCCUCCUCCAGAUCCAGUUACACUACCAGUAGCUCCUCCAGAUCUUCCUCUUGUUCAUCCCGAUCGUGCUCUCCUUCCUCCAGUCGAUCUAGGUCUCGAUCCAGAUCGCCCGACAGGCGGAGAUACCGGAGCAGAAGUAGGAGGUGCGAAUCCAGAGAAAGUUAUAACAGGAGGAGGAUUUUUCAGAAACAGCAAGCCAUAGAGGAGAGGAGAGUCGUGUACAUCGGCAAGAUCAACAGCCAGAUGACGAGAUCGGAGCUGAGACGGCGUUUCUCUAUUUUUGGGGAUAUCGAGGAAUGCACCAUUCACUUCAGAGAACAGGGUGACAACUAUGGCUUUGUGACGUACCGCUGCACCAAGGAAGCCUUUGCUGCUAUAGAAAAUGGCCACAAGCUGCGCCUUCCGGAUGAGUUACCUUUUGAUCUCUGCUUUGGAGGCAGAAGGCAGUUUUGUAAAAGUAAUUAUGCCGAUCUUGAUUCUAACCGCGAUGAUUUUGACCCGGCGCCUGUUAGAAGUAAAUUUGAAUCUCUAGAUUUCGAUACGUUAUUAAAACAAGCACAGAAGAGUCACAGGAGGUAACGCUGCGCCCGCCGUCAGCCUAUAGAAUAACGUAUAUCCAAACACCUUUACCUCAGAACACUGGAUGAAGGCCAUUCACUAAAGACGAGCACGCGACGCCCGACAUCCAGGGCCCAAGUGCUGGAUUAUUUUUUUUUAAAUAAAUGAAAAAAAUAAUCAUAAAAAAAGGUAUAAUUUGUUUUUUUCUACGAUAUUUCUUUUUCUAACCUAUUUAACGGCGCUUAAUGUGCACUCUGGAUUUGACUGCGCAGAUAUGAGGAGAGAAAUCACUAUGCAGAUCAAUAAUAAAUAUAUAAUAUCCUAUGA
Molecule: messenger RNA, 5213 nt
Organism: Bufo gargarizans (Asiatic toad)
Lineage: Eukaryota; Metazoa; Chordata; Amphibia; Anura; Bufonidae
Product: peroxisome proliferator-activated receptor gamma coactivator-related protein 1-like
Biological process (GO): positive regulation of transcription by RNA polymerase II
Cellular component (GO): nucleus
Molecular function (GO): RNA binding; transcription factor binding
Source: RefSeq, a predicted model, not a curated record